CCAACCACAACUCAUCGCCUCAUCGGACACCCACCUUGCUUCUCCCGUUUCGUUUCCUCUUCUUCCCUCGGUGACGCACCACCCACCGCGACCCGCGCGCCACCCAGCGAGCGUUACCAGCUACCGUGCGGUAUAUGAGAUCCCCAUCCACCGCCCGCCCCACCACCGGACUAGGUGGACCAGCUGGGCUUGCUACCGACGACGACUUCGCCUUCUACUACUCCUUCUUCCAGGACGCCGCCGCCGCCUCCCCGCUCGCGCUCGACGAGACCCUCGCCGCCGCCAUGCCUAACACCCGCCGGAGGAAGCGCGGAGCGGACGACGCCGCCGCGCCCAACAGCCAGGACGACGGGCCGGAAAGGAAGCGCUCCAUCGCCAAGAUAAUCACCUCCCUCGCCGCGCUCGACGCCGAGGGCCACGCCGACAGCGCCGGCGCCGCGGACGCCUCCCGCCGCGAGCUCGCGCUGCUCGAGUCCAACGCCGACAGCAAGUCGCAGGCCAUGAUGGACUACUACGCCAAGAUGGAGGGCAGCUUCCACGCCGACGCCGACUCCGAGGCCGCCGCCCGCUCGCGCCUCUCCGCCUCCGCCGCGGCCACCGCGGCCGUCGCCGCCGUCGAGGAGGCCGCCGCGGCCGCCACCGCCACCAACACAACCGCGUCCGCCUCGCCGCCGCGGGCGGGGCACCACCAGCGGCGCCUCUGGGUCAAGGACCGGUCCCAGGCCUGGUGGGACCGCUGCAACAGCCCCGACUUCCCCGAGGCGGAAUUCCGCCGCGCCUUCCGGAUGGGGCGGGAGACCUUCGACAUGAUCUGCGACGCGCUGGGCGCCGCCGUCGCCAAGGAGGACACCAUGCUCCGCGCCGCCAUCCCCGUCCGCCAGCGCGUGGCCGUCUGCAUCUGGCGCCUCGCCACGGGCGAGCCGCUCCGGCUCGUCUCCAAGCGCUUCGGCCUCGGCAUCUCCACCUGCCACAAGCUCGUGCUCGAGGUCUGCGGCGCCAUCAAGUCCGUCCUCAUGCCGCGCUUCCUGCAGUGGCCCGACCAGGCCGCCGCGGGCACCUUCAAGGACGGCUUCGAGCGCUCCUUCGGCGUCCCGGGCGUCAUCGGCGCCAUGUACACCACCCACAUCCCCAUCAUCGCGCCCAAGAUAUCCGUCGCCGCAUACUUCAACCGCCGCCACACGGAGCGCAACCAGAAGACAUCCUACUCCAUCACGCUCCAGGGCGUGGUCGGCCCCGACCGCGCCUUCACCGACGUCUGCAUCGGCUGGCCGGGCUCCAUGCCCGACGACCAGGUGCUCGAGAAGUCCAUGCUGCACCAGCGCGCCGCCGCCGGGAUGAUGCACGACGCAUGCCUCGUCGGCGGCGCCAGCUACCCGCUCAACGACUGGGUGCUCGUGCCCUACACGCACCAGAACCUCACCUGGACGCAGCACGCAUUCAACGAGAAGGUCGGAGACAUCCGCAACGUCGCCGUCGACGCAUUCGCGCGACUCAAGACGCGAUGGGCCUGCCUCCAGAAGCGCACCGAGGUCAAGCUGCAGGACCUCCCCGUCGUCCUCGGCGCAUGCUGCGUCCUCCACAACAUCUGCGAGAUGCGCCGGGAGGAGCUCGAGCCGGAGACGCCAUUCCCCCUUGUCGACGACGACACCACGCCGGAGAACCCCGUGCGCUCUGAGACCGCCAAGCAGGCCAGGGACAGCAUCGCGCACAACCUCCUGCACCGCGGAUUCGCAGGCACCACAUUCUUCUGACGGAUCACAGCACAGACAUCUUCGGUUUUCUCCCGUACAAAUCAAAUUGAAUUAAAUUAAACAACUACUUAGCGAAUUCUCAUUCUUUUAGCUAUAGGAUAGAAACAUUUUGGUAGGAUUGCUGCACGACGUUCAGAGGAAUGUCCUGUAAACAUCCUGUGAUAAAAUUGGGCAGGAACUGUUUGUUUAAUCUUUGAAGAUAUAUACAUUUUAAUUUACACA
Lolium rigidum is the source of this 1973-nucleotide messenger RNA. RefSeq names its product protein ANTAGONIST OF LIKE HETEROCHROMATIN PROTEIN 1-like. The transcript has a single exon. Lineage: Eukaryota; Viridiplantae; Streptophyta; Magnoliopsida; Poales; Poaceae. The coding region runs from base 135 to 1751 and encodes 538 amino acids. The record is from RefSeq and is a predicted model, not a curated record.